This is a messenger RNA of Vanessa tameamea, 3881 nucleotides long. RefSeq names its product protein cramped (gene crm). The coding region runs from base 149 to 3340 and encodes 1063 amino acids. Gene Ontology annotation, biological process: pattern specification process. Gene Ontology annotation, cellular component: nucleus. NCBI's taxonomy places the organism in Eukaryota, Metazoa, Arthropoda, Insecta, Lepidoptera, Nymphalidae. Gene Ontology annotation, molecular function: chromatin binding. The record is from RefSeq and is a predicted model, not a curated record. The transcript is spliced from 20 exons.
GUCUAAUGACAGCCGGACUGGCUUAUUCAGUUAGUUGUAAAUAUUUACCUAUUAUUUUAUGUUUCCGCCAAAAAUGUAUCUGUUUAUAUAAAGUGAGAAUAUAUAAUUCUACUGAUUAUUAAACGAAAUAAACUCAACGAAUAAAUCAAUGCCAAAUAAAGAAGUCCGGAUAUCUCCAGCAGAACAGAAGACCCCACUCAGCACUGCACAACAUGCUUCAAGUGGGAAAGUGGUUACUGUUAAGUCAGCGAUGAAUAAGGUGAAAGACUCGGCGAUGUCCCCGGGGGGGCCGUCCGUCGCAGACGAAGAGCGAACAGAACUGCUAGGGUCCUUAACCACACAGCAACAGCAGCGUACCAGUGCUAGGGUUAUCAAGAAGUUGAGACUCGAACCGCAGACUGAUAAACGAGAUAUUACAGAAUGCGAAACGCCGAACAAAGUGGACGACAAAGAUCCCCUCAAGUUUCCAACUGUCAAACAACGAAUGCCGAAAGCGCUUUGGUCGGCGGAUGAAAAGAGUCUAUUCUUCGAAGCGCUAAAUGAGUACGGAAAAGAUUUCGACGCUAUCACAGCGUACAUCUGUGCGAAGAUGAAGAAGAAAGGCAUGUCUGAUGUUAAUUUGAAGACCAAGACACAAGUCAGCCACUUCUAUUACAGGACGUGGCACAAGCUCUCGAAGCACGUGCGUUUUGACGAAAAUCGAAUCUUGACGAUUCCAGAUGUUAAAAAAGUAGCCCAAGAGCUAUAUGCCCUGAUAAAUUACGGUGAACUCCGUCGAAAGCUAACAUCUGUGAACGAGAAAACAUGCGCUCGGCUGGGUGAGAUGGUGCGAGGGGGCAGCAUGGCGGUGCGAGCGAGAGGGAAGACUAUGCGCGUUCGAACGCCAAUGUGCCGGGCUUUGAGAAGACUUAACCAGAUCGCUGAGCGCGCGUGCGGCGCGCGGGUGUGCUCGCGCGCGCAGGUGUCGCUGCGCGCGCGCGACGCGGCGGCGUGGGCGCGCGUGCAGGGCGCCGCGCACAACCCGCGCGCGGCCGCCGCGCUGCCGCUGCGCACCGCGCUCGCCGCCUUCCUCACCGCGCUCGAGAGGCGCUGGAAGACCUCAAACUACAAAAAGUCGCUAUCAGAAAAUGGCAUUGAUACGAAAUUGAUCGAGGAGCAAAGUAAGGACUCUGAGGACUAUCAAGAUGUGGCGGGCGAUGCAGACGGAGAACUUGUAGACCACCUACAGUUGGAAACCGAUAGGAUAAUCGUAGAAGAACAGCGAUUGCGCAAAAAGUUAGCUCUGCACCUGGGUCCUCGUCCAGGGGCCGAGAUACACCUACCGGUCCUCAGUCCAAGCGAACAGCUAUCUAGCCAGAAGAUCUGUUUCUCUUCGUAUUUGGAGAGGAUGGGAUCAUUGAGAAGGGAUAAGGACAGUUGUGUAAAAAUCCGAACACCGAAACGACAAAGGAAGGACAGCACAACUGACAAAGAUAAAGAGGCUGAUAAGAAAUUCAAAAUAGACGACGCGGAACACACAAAAUUAAUUCACAUCGACGAAACGGCGAUAGAUGGAAUCGAACUCAUGGCCCACUACAAACAUAACCACGAAGAUGAAGAAAAACCUAGUACGGAAGACGAAAAGGAGAUGAAAUCCGAAGAAACUGCCGAGGAGGAAGGAGAUCGAGAUUUGCCAGAAAGGGACAAAGAUAUGUCUGAGAGGGAAAAAGAUAGUUUUUCGGAAAUGGAAGAUGAUGAAAAGUUUAACAAGAGCGACACGGAUAACGAAAGCGAUGGACGGACUGACAAAAGUCGGAAGGAACGGAAAUUCAAAAACCUUAAGGUAAAAUUUCGCAUACGACCAAAGAAGCGUGGUGGAAGUAUCUACACAUUGGUACUAGAAAAGGAUUCUGAGGAUGUGAAGACCGAGGAGACCAAGGUCGAGGACUCGAAGGUCGAAGAUACGAAAGUGGAGGAAAAAGAGGAGGAAUCCAAGCCGGAUAUAGACGUAGACAUGGCAAUCCGGCAGAUCAGGAAGGGUUGGAGUGUACAUGACGCCGGUGAACUUACUAUAGGAGAUUUGUAUUUGAUGUUCGGCUCGCGUUCCAAGCUCGAAUUGGACUACUGGUGGGCAGAACCGACGCCACCGCUUCCUCAGCCAAUUAAAUCUCUGAAGCCGACCGAGCCAAGCGACAAGGAUAAGUCCAUCGACAAGAGACAGGGCAACAAGACACCGGACAAAGUGGACAGCUCCGUGGAGGACGAGAGGGAAAAGAGGGAGAGUGACACGGACAUAUUCUCUCCGAAGAACACCUUCAGUCAGGACAGCAACGAUGGGCUCUCCGGUGAUGAGAGAAAAUGUGAGCAAUUAUCAUCUCCGGACCACAAAUCGUCGGGGAGCUUAAAACUCGUGAGUAAGCUUAUCAAUCGUCCCGCCGGUCCGGCCUCGCCCGCCGGACUCGCUCUACUCAGCGAUCGGCUGAAGCGGCUGCUGGCGCUGGCCGGCAACGCGCACGCGUCGCCGCGCCGCGCCGCGCUGCGCCAGAAACAACAGCCGUGCAGCUCCCAGAUCCCGGUGAACUUCUCACCCAAGUUGACGGAGACCAACUCGACGAUAUUCCGACAUCCAACACCGAUAGCGCCGAGACCAGAGACCGAAACCCAACGCCAAAUGAGUCUCGAGGGUUUGCCGAAGUGGCGUCGGGGGAGGCCGCGGAUGUCGGACCGCAGGGUGGUGGUGCAGAGACUGCUGCCUCUGCUGCCGAAGCUGCCGCCGCCCAGCAAUUUGAUUCCAGUCAAAAUGGUUUCCAACGCGAACCCCCCGCCGCCUCGAAUCCUGCCGAAGCCGCCGCCCACGCCUCCUUCAGAUUUAUCGUUCUACUACGUGCUGAGCGAGUCUAACGGGCAGUUCUUCUUCCACGACGGAGACCGCCGGAUACCGAUCACGCCCUUACCUGAAAACAUAAGCGACCAAGAAGAAUCGAAGACAGAAGAAGACGAAGAAGCCAAAGAUAAUAAAGAUAAAAUCGUCAAGGUGGAAAGCUGUGCGGACGCCGCCGAGCAGAAGAAAACUGAAACUGGACCCAAAGUGGAACAGACGGACAUUGCCAGCUUCCUGCCCGGAGAGUCCAUGUCGCUGUCUCCGUCGCGCCUUCUGCGGGACGCGGAGGGCUGGCUGGAGGGCUCCGUUCAGGACUUCUCCCUCAGCAGCUUCCUCGGACACCUGGAGGGCCGGCCGCCGCCGGAUUUGCCGGUCGAUUCUCACCUGCACUCGCUGAUGGCGGAGUCUAGUGUGGACUACGUGGCCAAGUUCGCGGACCUCGCCGCAGAGGUCGCCGACGAAACCGAUCUCGCACACUGACCUUGCAGCCUCUUGUGUUGAAGUCCUAGAAUAUCCGAAAUGUAUAUUUAAUUUAGGAAAACAAACCCGACUAUAGAAAAUAGUAAAGGAACAAUGUGUGGACAACACCCAGCACGUGUAAUUGAUCAGAAAAUACUUUAAUAGAAAAAUGUAAAUUGUAAUGAAUUUUACGUAACAAUGAUUUAGUAAGUAAAUGAUUUAGAAUAAAUAGAUUAGACUAGAGUCUAUUUGAGUAUAAUAGAUUUUUGAUAUCCCAUCCGAGACGUGUCGUAGAGAGUUUCUUAUAAGACCUCAUAACCGGUUUUACAACAUGGCGGCUAGUGAUGUCAUAACACCCUUGACGAUUCAACGCACCUAACGACAUAUCAUUAGUGAAAAUAAGUGUUAAGUAAUUCAACCAAUCGGAGGUAACAAAUUAUAAUUAUACAUUAAUAACAUUUGCACCAGCAUGUUACAUUUUCUUUUCAGUCUACUCAGACCACAAGAUUAUAGUAAAGACAAAUAAACAAGAUUUUACAUUAUAAUCUGUGCCCUCUAGGCA